Marchantia polymorpha subsp. ruderalis is the source of this 2724-nucleotide messenger RNA. NCBI's taxonomy places the organism in Eukaryota, Viridiplantae, Streptophyta, Marchantiopsida, Marchantiales, Marchantiaceae. The record is from the annotation of a GenBank genome assembly.
UCGUGUUCUUGAGCUCUCCUGUUUCAUUCUGUGCCUGAAUCUGACUCUGCUCUCUGGAGCAAAGUAUACAAUCUUUCCGAGCAGUCCCCGGAUGUUUGUGCAUGCCAUUGUCAGCCGAGCUCGGGUUCUGCCCAUUGUCUUGUUUUACCUACCUUGGAAUUGGACGAUUGUAAGAUUGUGAUGUAGACGAGCAUUUGAGCUGCAAUUUUCGCCAGCAGCUGACGAGGGUUCGGGAUCUGUUUGGUGAGCUGGGAAUGUUGAUGGUAGGAAGGGAUUUUGACAACUACAAGGGCUACAUUGUUACUGUUUUCUAGCUGACAUGAGUGUCUCUCAAAGGGAUGAGGUAGACAUUUGAAAGGAUAGAAAGUACUGGGAUAAAUUUGCGAAGAUGCGUCGUCAAUCGGUGCAAAUGUUUAGGUCCGUCGAGGCAUUACCAGCUCAAGCUUGUAUUGGUUCAUUUCGAGGUUUGUCAACAUGCACGGCCGUGCUUGUUCGUCGAUUUGGUGGUCCAGAGGUGAUGGAGUACCGAAAUGGGGUGGCUUUGCCUGAUCUCGGACCUAACGAUGUCCUAGUCAGAGCUCGAGCUGUGUCUGUGAAUCCGCUCGACAUCCGCAUGCGAGGUGGAUACGGCAAAUCUUUGUUCCAGCCUUUGCUUCCCAUUGUGCUCGGAAGGGAUGUAAGUGGAGAAAUUUCAGCUGUGGGGAGUGGAGUCAGGCAAUUGCAGGUAGGGCAGGAGGUUUUUGGAGCCCUGCAUCCCACAGCAAUACGGGGAACGUACAGUAAUUAUGCGAUACUUGCAGAGGAGCAGCUUACAGCGAAGCCCGCAUCCUUAUCUCACGUGGAUGCGGCUGCCAUACCCUUUGCCGCGCUAACAGCAUGGCGAGCCCUUAGAAGCACUGCCCGAAUCCAGAAUGGGCAGAAGGUACUUGUAAUUGGUGGCGGAGGUGCCGUCGGACUUGCAGCUACUUAUCUAGCCAAGGCAGCUGGAUGUCAUGUUUCAGUAACAUGUGGAAAGAAAAGCGUGGAGAGGGUCAUGGAGGCUGGUGCUCAACAAGCUGUGGACUACACCUCAGAGAACAUUAGAGAGCAACUGAAGGAUCGAUUUGAUGCCGUUUUGGAUACAAUUGGAAUGCCAGAGACCGAGUCUCUGGGUAUUAACGUGCUCAGGAAAGGCGGCCAUUACCUCACUUUGCAGGGUGAGAUCGUGUCAAUGGCUGACAAGUACGGCCUCCUUGCCGGUGGUGCUGCUGCAGCCGCAAAAUUGGUUCAAAAGCAAGUGCAGUAUAAACAAUCACACGGAAUAGAAUACUGGUGGACUGUGAUGAGGACUGAUGCUGAAGCGUUGGAAGAGAUAGCACGUCUGGCUAAAGAAGGGUCUUUAAAAGUACCCGUUGGCAAGACCUUCCCACUAGCCGAAGCAGCAGAAGCACACAAAGCAAGAGAAGGGAAAAAAACAGUCGGGAAAGUGGUGUUGGAAGUUGAGUAGUGCAGAGGUAUAGAGAGAAAUUCUCAAAACUGGGAAAGGCACGCAAUUCGGGCGCGUGGUUUGAAGGCACUUUAGUUCUUUAGUCGUGGAAGUCAUUCCAUAGAAAGCGGCGUGAAAGAAGGCUGUAGAUUAUUCUUACUAAUUCGCCCUUUGCUUGAUCGCAAAUCAAUCGAUAAGCAGCCCAGAGACAGAAAACUCUAUCCAGGCGUACAGUUUUGACUCUGGACUGUAGGAAUAAGGGCUUUUAUUGACUCAGUGAAUAUGAACAGAGUCUCGUCAUGUGGUGUAGCUAAUGUCUGGGUCAGGAUGGGAAGCCCCAGAGAUCAGAGCAAAUUGAAGUUAAAGAUCUGGAUAAAAGACUCUCCAGAGAUGCUUGCUGCCAACUAGACAGGAGAUGACAGGGUUGUGGACAUUUUUGAUGAGGAACGCGUGAAGUGGACACUGAAGCCUUUCCCCGAAAGAUGGCCGAAACUCCUUCCAAUCUCUCGUGAUCUGAAGAACUUAAGUUGAGACGAGGAAGCACUCGCAAGAUAUAUACUUGUACCGGUUAUCAGUUAUGAUGGAUUAUUUCAGUGACGUUAUUACCGCCAGUCGGUUUCAUCGUGUCCGCCAUUGUUUCCGACUGAACUCACUUCAGCUGUCCUGAUGCAGUCGGAUGUAGCAAACAAAAGGGGCCUCGGCGUCACCUUUGUGACACUACCGGUACUAGUAUCGAUGAUCAUGCAUGUGCCUGUUCUUUCAUACUGUAUUGUUUUUUCCCGGCCGUGUUGUAUGCCUUCGUGCAUAACACGCAAGGAAUGAGGUCGGAAGGAUGUAAGAAGUGGCAUCGACAAUCAGAAAGUCGGAAGUGUCGCAGGAGCGCUGCUCUAAACCAGCUGCCAGUGCAAGCCUUCACAGAAUAUUGCCGAUCAUCACACGUGCAGAAUCGGUAUCGUACACAUUUAACUUGAAAGAUUUGGUCCAGUUGGCUUCGAACCAAACUUGCCCUGUGAGCGCACCAUGAUGUACUCUCUCUCAAUCUGAAGUAAUGGAGUUGCCUUAACGUGGAGCAGAGCAGCUGAUCAAAGUACAGCGAGUGUAAGCAAAAUACCGAACAUGGAAGCCAAAGAACGAUCACAUGACGCAAGUCUGCGUCCAUGUCCUUUUUGAGCUGACGCAGUGGAAACCGAGGCGUACACAAGGCACGAAGAUAUUUCUGCAAGGAUCUUUACAUCUUAAAACUAAUUAACCAUCUCUGG